Molecule: messenger RNA, 333 nt
Organism: Dovyalis caffra
Lineage: Eukaryota; Viridiplantae; Streptophyta; Magnoliopsida; Malpighiales; Salicaceae
Source: the annotation of a GenBank genome assembly
AUGUCUAGCGGACCAAAAGGUAAGCAGUUUGUUCAUAGGGAUUGUCAGCCUCAAGAUUUGUCCUUACAUAUUAAACUACACCAGUUCGAAUCUUCAAUUGCUAAUUUUAUAUGUCCUCUUAACCAUUAUUCUGCAGAUUCUUUUCUACAAACCAAAUCUAUAAAGUGGCAGCUCUUGACAUUCACUACGUAUUCAACAAGAAAGACACCAAGUGAAAGUAUAAGAACAGUGGAUUCAGGAAAAUUUGUGAAGAACAUCACCGCAAUAUUUGACUUCCAAAAUAUGGCAAGGCAAUACAAGAUGAAAGCCGGUGGACAGAAAGAAGACUCUUAA